GCCACUGUUACCCCACCACACUGCACCACACCACAUAGUAUACUGCCUCAGGUCGCGUAACCCCGCGACACCUUCGACUCUCUCAUAGUCAUGUCCGAUGAUUUGUGGAAAAUCAUGUUUGGCGAGUAUCCGCCGAGCGGACAGAGGGCUAGCGACUUCGUUAGCAGCAUGCAGCAUGCAGGAGGUGCUCAGAGCGAGGCUGAGGGACAAGCGCGCAGGUGCGUCCAGGAUUAUAGGUCCCUAUCGCGACCUGCAGACUGAGACCACCCCAGCGAGCUGCAAUGGUUUGACCCUUACGCUAGCGAGGACUCCAAGCCGCCGUCGGAUGGGCUGCUGCAGCUCACCGGUCCACAUCUUCCCUCGAGCGACAGCCGUUUGGACCCUCUGCCGUCUCUCUCUGGGCUCGGUGAUAGCCUUCAGUCUUUUGGUUUGCCAUCUAUGCCCCGUAAGUUAUCACCGAGCCUAUAAGCAAUACCGUCUCUUUUAUUCGUCGUUGUUUAGCCACUGGCGUCCACCAGCCCCCAGCUCUUCUACUACCGGAACAGCAGCCUACCGGCGAUUACGCGUCGUAUCGCGACUCUUCGGAUCCCUACCUAUCGGACAGCAGCACCCCGUUCUCCACGGCAUCACAGUCGUUGAGUGGCUCAUCGCCGGCGAGCUUGAUGCCUCCCACCCCCGGCGGGCUUUGGCU
Gloeophyllum trabeum ATCC 11539 is the source of this 691-nucleotide messenger RNA. RefSeq lists its product as uncharacterized. The transcript has a single exon. The annotation marks the transcript as partial. The record is from RefSeq and is a predicted model, not a curated record. NCBI's taxonomy places the organism in Eukaryota, Fungi, Basidiomycota, Agaricomycetes, Gloeophyllales, Gloeophyllaceae.